UGUAACGACUUUUCUACGGUUAGACCAUAAAAGGCCCGUCAGUUGUAUAACAAUGAGCGCAACGAAACCCAUUGCCAUCGAUCGCGAACUCAAGACCAGCGCUAGCGAUGACCCGCCGAAGGCCUCGUCUGUCGGCAGUUCCCUUUCGGAACGGAUGGCGGCUCUCAAACGCAACGGCGAAGAGAAUUGGAAGAAACGGAUCCAAAAGUGUGACGAACCCGAUGUCGAGCUUAGAGUCCCCACUAAUGGCCACUCGAAUAGGAAGCGAGCGACCAGUAUUGCUGACCGGCUGUCACUGUUGGAGGACUCGAGCGUGAAGUGGAGGAAUAGAGUGCAGGAGAAGGACGUCAAACAGUUUACAAUUGAGGGCAAAAUGUCCGAAACAGAUAUCGCGGUCACCAAAACACCUGAUAUUCAACGCAAGACACCGAAAGCCAAAACAUUUCGCAGUGAAAAUACCGCAGAAAUGCUGAACUCGAUGUUGAAAAAGGAUCGCUCGCUUGGAGUGCCUAAAGUGGUCACCACUUCAGCCGACGGCGACGACAACACUUCUAUUGAUACUCAAAGUCGAUGUCCUGCGAGCUCUUCGUCUAAUAAAGAAGUUGUUGUUUCCAUACUUAAGACAGACGACGAAGACUUUCAAUCAUUCUUUGCCAUUGAAUCGAAAACUAACGGAACUAAUGAGACAAUUACUGAUGAAUCGUUGGAUAAGAUUGGUGUCGGAAUUAGUGCAAAAGAGAGCUGCAGUUCGGCCGCAAUCGAGGCGAAGGACUUCAGCCAAUCCUAUCAGAAGCCUAUGCGCCAGAACUGACUUUACGGUCGAGUCUUAUAUUGAAACCGAAAACAAUAACAAUGAAAGUAAUGGCAAAACAGACAGCGCUUUGAAACCAAAGAAAAC
Molecule: messenger RNA, 898 nt
Organism: Medioppia subpectinata
Lineage: Eukaryota; Metazoa; Arthropoda; Arachnida; Sarcoptiformes; Oppiidae
Source: the annotation of a GenBank genome assembly